AUGAUAUCUUGUAGAGCAUUAGGAUUUUGUUGUUUCAUUUUAAUCAUUUCAAUGCUUUUAUCGGUAAUUUCCAAGAAGAAUACCACAUUUGUGGCCCGUCAGUUUUUGAAAGCUGCCACUACAAAAUCCUUUAGUUCCUCAUCGUCUUCACAAUCAUCAUGGAAUAGUUACAGCAAGGGUAGUACCAAUAGUUAUUCAACUGCAUCUUCACCAUCAGCAACUGCGUCUGCAGCAUCUUUGAACUAUGAUAGCGCAUUAACAACUGUUUCACAUUAUAACAUUGCGGUGGCAUUUCAACCUAAAGAUCGUGAAGAAUCAAAUAUGUUCAAGAGGAAGCAACGGAGUGCCUCUUUGGAUUCACCAUCGGGUGAAGACAAUUUGUUUGUUUCAAAAGAAGUUGCUGGAUCAAUAGCAGUUGGUGUGGCCGAUGGAGUUGGGGGCUGGUCCGAAGCAGGAUACGAUUCAUCAGCAAUUUCUCGUGAGUUAUGUGCAUCAAUCAAGAGUCAAUUUGAAGGCGAUAGUGGAAAAACACCAAAGGAAUUGUUAUCAUCAGCUUUCAAAGAUGUUUUGGCUUCUUCAAAAGUAGAAAUUGGAGGUACCACUGCUUGUUUGGGAGUUUUAACCGCAGAUUUGAAAUUGCAUGUUGCCAAUCUUGGAGACUCAUGGUGUGGUUUAUUUAGAGAUUCAAAGUUGAUCAAUGAAACCAAUUUCCAAACCCACAAUUUCAACACACCUUACCAGUUGGCCAAAAUACCCAAAGAAAUUGUCAGAAAAGCAGAAAUAGAGGGUCGUAGAUACAUUAUUGACUCUCCGACAUCUGCAGAUGAAUAUACUUGGGACUUGCGUUCAGGUGAUAUUGUGAUGUUUGCCACUGAUGGUGUCACAGAUAACGUGAUACCUCAAGAUAUGGAAUUGUUUUUAAAAGAUAACGAAAAGAAUUCAAGAUUAGAUGAAGUUGCCAGUAAAUUUGUCAAGGAAGUUGUCAGAGUCAGCAAAGACAGCAAUUUUCCAAGUGCAUUCGCUCAAGAGUUGUCAAGAUUAACUGGUCAAAAGUACCUCGGAGGGAAAGAAGAUGACAUAACAGUGGUGAUGAUAAAAGUUAAAUAG
This is a messenger RNA of Candida tropicalis MYA-3404, 1107 nucleotides long. It is a transcript of the gene PTC7, whose product is annotated as type 2C protein phosphatase. The transcript has a single exon. Bases 1 to 1107 code for a protein of 368 amino acids. Lineage: Eukaryota; Fungi; Ascomycota; Pichiomycetes; Serinales; Debaryomycetaceae. The record is from RefSeq and is a predicted model, not a curated record.